AUGGCAACCAGAUCUCGCCCACGCCCAAUUCCAGUCUCUAUCUCUGCAAAUGCACCACCUGUCCCAAAGCUUUCGCAACAAUCAGCAGCAAAGUUUUCUCGCGAGCUGGUCUCAAAACUUUCACUCACGCCGGCGCCGUCUGUGUCGGACAUGACUGCAUCCUCAUCUUCGUCAUCUCUUGGCCAAAAUGUACCGCCCUUACCGUUGCUCAAGCGAAAGCUUGUUCCUUCCUCAAAAGAGCCCAGAAACGCUCAGGCCUCGAUUCCCAAAGUUGCUUCAAACAACACCACUACCGUCAACUCAGGUUCCAAGAUAUCGCCCAAGGCCAAUAAGGAUGCCCUUGAGGAAGAAGAGCGCCGAUCAUACCUUAGGCGUAUUCGAGAACUUGAGCAGUGGAAGGAGGAACGACUGGCUGUUGAGGCGAAGGAGAAGAUAGUCCCAAUUGAGCGUCCUGAAGGGCAGGCCCGCCGUAAGUGGGACAUUGGUGAAGCUAUGGAGCUUCCUGGAGGUAGUAAAGACGUGCAGUACCGAAGCAUGAUGAAUAAACUCGCUAUUCUCCAGGACAAGUACAAGAUUCCGAGAGGUGCCUCGUUGGCACGUGGCGCAUAUGUCACAGAAGUUGCAGGCAUCUUCACUGACAUGCGCGAGGCCUUUCCGUAUCUCUGCGAGCAACGCUUCCGUGAUGGUUGGCCCAUAUACGACAUGCUCCAAUGCAAACUCCAGGACCAGCGCCAGUACGAUAAUCAGCGAGAACGUCGCCUAGCAAGUCAGCAGCGUCGGAGGGAGAGGGCCCGGGCAGCGUUGGCAAAGGAGGAUAAGAAGAGGGAAAAGAAGGAAAAGAAGGCGAAAGAGAAAAGGCGAGCAUCCCCAUCUCCUCCAAUCGAUGACUCAGACUCUAGUGGCAGCACACCACCAUCUUCCCCGUCAGCACCUUCCAAUGAAAGCCCUAUGGCUGAGCCGACGACUCCAGCACUCGAUGCAGAUGUCAAUUCAGUGGGAGCAGAGGUCGCCCCAGAGGAUGACUCGGAGGUGGACCCUGACGAAGCUGAUAAAUUUCUCCUUUCAAUCCUUGCGCAGCUGGGACCCGUCCUAGGCCUACACUUCCUCGACACGAUUCCUCACCCUAACUUCGACUUCACUUACUCGACCUGGCCCCAGUAUGACGACGAAUCCAAGGCAUUCUGGGAGGAAAAGGACGACGAAAUCCACGAGCAGCUUUCCGAUGCAACCUGUACCUCAGAUCCUCAAUGGUGGCUUCAGGUGAUUAGCGAGCGCAUUGUCGAAGACAGCGACUUUGAAGCAUUUUGGCCAGUUUUCUACACCAAGUACUUGGAGCUUGAAGUUGAUCCUCGCGACGAGAUAUCCGAGCCCAAACGCGCUGAUUCACCUUUAGACCUCGGACAGCUCUCGGAUGUUCCGUCGAAUCCCUCCCCAAAGCCAAAGAAGGCGCCCAAGGCCAAGGCCAAGGGUAAAGCUGUAAACGUGAAGUUGGAAAAGAUUGUUCUACCUAGUCGAAUGGGCUCCUCGGAUUCGUCGACAUCCCCCAAGCGAAAUAAGGACACCAAGGGAAAGGGUAAAGCGACUCACAUGAUAACAGAAAAGCUGUCUCAACCUACCCGGGUGAAUCCCAAGCGUAACACCAAGCCUUAA
Molecule: messenger RNA, 1650 nt
Organism: Coprinopsis cinerea okayama7#130
Lineage: Eukaryota; Fungi; Basidiomycota; Agaricomycetes; Agaricales; Psathyrellaceae
Exons: 8
Coding region: 1-1650 (549 amino acids)
Source: RefSeq, a predicted model, not a curated record